Molecule: messenger RNA, 738 nt
Organism: Dufourea novaeangliae
Lineage: Eukaryota; Metazoa; Arthropoda; Insecta; Hymenoptera; Halictidae
Exons: 1
Coding region: 1-738 (245 amino acids)
Molecular function (GO): nucleic acid binding
Source: RefSeq, a predicted model, not a curated record
AUGUUCCCAUAUAAGAUCCAGCUUGUGCAAGAAUUAAAGCCGACAGACUACGCGCAACGGAUGGAUUAUGUCAUUUCGUUGCUUGAAAAACAAGACCAGAGUACCGAUUUCAUCCACAAUUUGAUAAUGAGCGAUGAAGCUCAUUUCGAAUUAAAUGGUUUUGUUAACAAGCAAAACUGCAGGAUAUGGGCUACGGAGAAUCCAAGAGCAGUUCAUCAGCAACAAUUACACCCACUCAAGUGUACUGUUUGGUGCGGUAUAUCGUCCGAAAGGAUCAUUGGCCCAUAUUUUUUCGAAAAUGAAGCCGGUAAUGCAAUUACCAUCAAUGCUGCUCAAUAUCGGGCAAUGUUGGAAAACUUUUUGAGGCCAGCGGUGGAAAACCAUCCCCAACUGUGGUUCCAACAAGGUGGAGCCACAGCGCAUACUGCAAGGGAAACAAUGGCUUUGUUACGAGACAUCUUUGGCGAACGCAUUAUUUCGCGCAAUAGUGACUUUAACUGGCCACCGCGUUCACCGGACUUAAGCGCUCCCGACUGUUUUCUUUGGGGGUAUUUGAAAGAGCGAGUAUACGUCAAUAAGCCAGCGACCAUCCCCCAACUGAAAACCAAUAUUCGCAAUGAAAUCCGUGUAAUAACACCUGAAAUUUUGCGAAAAGUCAUGGAAAAUGUGUUGGAAAGAGCACGAAUGUGUCAAGCAGAAAAUGGCCGCCAUUUGCGAGAUGUAAUCUUUCGCGUCUAG